This is a messenger RNA of Oncorhynchus masou masou (cherry salmon), 3356 nucleotides long. Its product is annotated as transmembrane 9 superfamily member 4-like. Gene Ontology annotation, cellular component: membrane. The transcript has 4 exons. The record is from RefSeq and is a predicted model, not a curated record. Lineage: Eukaryota; Metazoa; Chordata; Actinopteri; Salmoniformes; Salmonidae. Bases 3 to 419 code for a protein of 138 amino acids. Gene Ontology annotation, biological process: protein localization to membrane.
UGAUGGCUGGGAUUCUACCGUUUGGUGCUAUGUUCAUUGAGCUCUUCUUCAUCUUCAGUGCCAUCUGGGAGAACCAGUUCUACUACCUGUUUGGUUUCCUCUUCCUGGUGUUCAUCAUCCUGGUGGUGUCCUGCUCCCAGAUUAGUAUCGUCAUGGUCUACUUCCAGCUCUGCGCAGAGGACUACCGCUGGUGGUGGAGGACCUUCCUGGUAUCAGGGGGCUCGGCCUUCUACGUCCUUGUUUACGCUGUCUUCUACUUUGUCAACAAGCUGGACAUCGUGGAGUUUAUUCCUUCCCUGUUGUACUUUGGCUACACGGCUCUCAUGGUCCUGUCCUUCUGGCUCCUUACAGGGACAAUCGGCUUUUACGCAGCGUACACGUUCAUACGGAAGAUCUAUGCUGCCGUCAAAAUCGACUGAGUUGGUUUCUGCUGUUUUUUUGUUUUUUUUGUCACAUUAUUUUUCAUUUUUUUUACUUUUUUUUUCUUUAUGUCCAGCAAUCACUGGCUUGCGUGUGUGUGGACACAUGGACGAGUGAGGUGGUGUUUGUGGAACAGAGACCCCCUCCCCGCCACCCAAUAGGCAUGGAGAGAUGACAGUAAGAUGGCGCGCAGCCUGCAAACUCAACGAUCUUCCUCCCUGUGAUUGGAUGUCCAGAGACACAGAGAUUUCCUAUUGGACAGUCAAUGUUUUCUACAGUGUUUCACCUUGUACACACAACAUGGGCCAAAGCAUGUCAAAUGAAACAGUCUCUGUACGUUUUACUGUCUGCUUUUGGAGCAAGCCUGGGUUCCACAGGACGACUCAAGUGCAUUGGUUCAGAAUUGAACUUUAUUGUUUUAAAAUCAGUAAGCUAUUUUAGUCGUAACUUCUUUCACACACACUCUCUCUGUAAAGUUAGUUUAUUUAUCUUUAUGCCAGAUACGUUUAUGAUCAGAGGUCACAGUUGUAACGUCGUAAGUAUUAUUAUUUUUUGUCUGAAAAUAUGCUGGGAAAUGGAAGUCUAACAUUGGAACAGGCAUGGAUAUUGAAAUUUUCAGAUUUUUUUUUGGACCAUUUUCAGCCACAACUAAAAUCAUUCUAAAUUUGACUCCCUGAAAACAAUUGUCUCUCACAUUUAAGGUAACAUAUUGUCUAAAAUGUAUCUUUUUUUAAAGCGACCGGAUUUCAAUGUGGAGAAGCAUAAAUUUAAUUUUCUCUUUAAAUAUUACUUGCAGGGAAGCCACUUUGGCUUAAGACUGUUGAAAUAUGAACUGUUAUGGAACGAAAGUAAAUUUUGAUGAAAAGUAGUAUUCCUUCAAAUCACCUAUAUAAUUUCUGGGCUUUAACCUCGGGGAAACUGUUUAAAAUGGUUGUACACAUUGCAGUACUAGGUGAUGUCAUCAGCUCCAGGGUCCCACUGAACUGUUUUUUUUUUUUUAAGUAUGACUGUUUGGUUUCAUAAAGGUCAUGUUAAAUGUUUUGAGUUUAGUGUCAGAAUAGCAGUGUCUCACUAACUAUCGUUGUCGGUUGUCCCUGAGCAUCAAUGUCUUCUAGGAUUACCUUAAACAUGAUUCUGUCAUUGAGCAUCUAAGUGGAGUACAGUUAUUCCCCAUCAACCACGAGCCAAGUCGGUGCUGUGUAAGAUCGACAAUGUGGUUUAGAUUGUCGAUAGGUUCAAGAAGGUACUACAUGUCAACCUGUUGUAUUCAUGGGCAGAUCCUUCACUGGGUUUACUCUCUGUUACCCAGCUAGAAUUCCUCACCAGUGGUUCUCGUCUUGUAGAUGGAGUUCCUCUUGAUUGUGGAGUCUGAAAUGCAGAAGAUCCUGUAAACUAUAACAUGGGACCUACACAACUGAAUGAAAGUGGGGUGAAUGAGAUUCAGAAUAUUCCAGACCUUUUCUAUCAUGGGCAUAUUUUUACCAUUUACUUUAUUCUAUGGGCCAGUUCCUCAAACCCAGAUUAAGCCCGGUCCUGGAUUAAACAUAAUUCUCUAUGGAGAAUUACCAUUUAAAGGUCAUUUUGAGUCCAGGAAUAGGUUUAAUUUAGGUCCAGGAAACUGGGUCUUAUGUUUGAGAGCUGAGCUUUCAGGAAUGCAGCCUUUUAGGUCAAUGUUAUUACCCGACAGUUUCCCCUUGACGAAGAGCAUAGCAACCAAGCAGAGGACAGUCCGGUGGUGGUCUUGCCCAGCAGGUGGUGGUGGGAUAGAGCUGCACUGGAAGAGAGGGGGAUUACUCCAUUCACCAUGUAGUGUUUCACUGAAUGAAUCAUACUUCUCCACUCUCACUUAGUCUCUCACACAUUCACCUCCACAGUCAGUAUUGCAUCGGUCUUUUUCUUCCCUCUGUAAAGCCUUGUUCACACUGUAGGCCUUAAUUCUCAAAUCAGUUUUUUUCAACAACAACUUGCUGUUCGGACAACAAAACAGCAAGUUACAAAUGACCAAAUUAGGUGUGUGUGUUCAGACAGCAGUCAUUUGCUGACACGGCUACGCUAGUUGUCAUAGUAACGACGGGUCUUUGGUGUCGUCUGAUUGGUGGUGGUGCUUCCCAUCACUUGGAAGUUAUGUAACAACCUAAGGUGAUGACAACAAUGUGUCUCCAUGGAAGUUUCACAGUUGCUUAGAAUGUUAAAUCAUAGUGUAAAAACACUUUUAAAGCCUCAAAGGACAAGAUGGUCCAACUUUCAAAACAAAUCCUUUUUGGUUAACCAAGGCAGUCAACGAGCUAGCUAGGUAGCUGUUUAGCUUUUUAGAACAUUCACCAAUUUGUUUUGUAAACAACCUAGUUAGUUACCACAUGGUCUUGUCAAACUGUCAACAAGAGUAGCUAGCAAGCAACAAGAUAUGACAAAUAACAGUCUUAAAAAUUGAGGGCACAUGAAAAAGCCAUGGCUGGGAAGAUGGCUUGAAAUAUCAGAUUCCAUGUACUUUUUGGCUGUUUUAGACUGCAGGGAAAAAAAAAAAAAGAUUUGAAUUGGAUAUGCAAAUCAAUUGUAUUUGAGUCACUUCAAACUGCCAGUGUGAACCGGGCUUUAGUGUCAAAGUGUUCCUGAGCUGCCAGCUCUCACUGCUCUCUGAUUCAGAGACGGACAGACUUCCUCCACUGGGCCCAACAAACAGAUUUCUGGAGAGAUUUCCUGCAGAUGUACAUUUGACUGACCGGAGCUGUUGUAUGUAUGCGUGUGAAUGAGUGUUGACUGUGUAAAUACAACACGUUGUAUUGCUGAGGUUUGCUGUAGUGGGGACUCUUGACUAUAUAAAUAUCAUGUCAUUGUUUUAGCCAAAAGCAUGAUUUUUAAGAACCUGUUUCGUGUCCCCUUUUCUUUACAGAAUGCCCAGUGAUAUAAUUUAUGAAACUAAUAAAGUACUGAUGCGA